Canis lupus familiaris (dog) is the source of this 1223-nucleotide messenger RNA. It is a transcript of the gene RAMP3, whose product is annotated as receptor activity modifying protein 3. The transcript has 5 exons. Gene Ontology annotation, molecular function: coreceptor activity. Bases 166 to 606 code for a protein of 146 amino acids. Gene Ontology annotation, biological process: protein localization to plasma membrane; receptor internalization; cellular response to hormone stimulus. Gene Ontology annotation, cellular component: membrane; signaling receptor complex; cell surface. The record is from RefSeq and is a predicted model, not a curated record. NCBI's taxonomy places the organism in Eukaryota, Metazoa, Chordata, Mammalia, Carnivora, Canidae.
GCGCGCGCUGGAAGCGGGAGUGUCCUCAGUGGGAGGGCGCGUCCCCGAGGGGGAGGGCGCAGGCUGGGGGCGGGCUCUCGGCGGCCCCACCCUCGGCCGCGUCCCCGGGCGCCCCCCGCGCACCCAGCGGGGACCGAGCCGACCGCGAGCCGCAACCAUCCAGCCAUGGAGACGCGCGCGCGGCGGCGCCCGCAGCUAAGGCUGCUGCUGCUGCUGCUGCUGCUCUGCGGUGGGUGUCCCCGAGUGGGUGGCUGCAACGAGACACGCAUGUUGGAGAAGCUGCCCCGGUGCGGGAAGGCCUUCGCCGACAUGAUGCACAAGGUGGACGUCUGGAAGUGGUGCAACCUGUCGGAGUUCAUUGUGUACUACGAGAGCUUCACCAACUGCACGGAAGUGGAGACCAACGUGGUGGGCUGCUACUGGCCCAACCCCCUGGCGCAGGGCUUCAUCACCGGCGUCCACAGGCAGUUCUUCGCCAACUGCACGGUGGACAGGACGCACUGGGAGGACCCCCCGGAUGAGGCCAAUCCAGAGCCAGACUCUAUCUGGACAAAGGAGGCAGUACCCCUGUCUUCAUCAUCCCAGGCCAGUGCAUUCAACGUCUGACCAUCCCACAAAAGAGCACGGGCUAUGUCUGGGGCCGUGAUCCGAGGAUGUCAUGAAGGAGGCUGCAUUACUACCUCCUUCCUGGAGCCUGCCCAGCUGCACAUCUCAAAGCAUUCGGCCUGCAUCCGGGAGUGAAGCAAGGGGUAGGGGGAGGGCAAAGGCAUAUUCUUUUUGGGAUUGCAUCUUUUAUUCAGGAAAUCCACAUCUUCCGGGGCUUUUCCCUGAGACUCAUAGCCAGAUUUGUCUCAUGGGAGCACCUCUAGCUGCAAGAGAGGCUGGGAAUGAAGCGUAUCACUUCUCAGCUUCCAGAGGAGAGGGAAUGAACAGCCCCGCAUGUGUGCCAUCUAAGCAGAGUGGGACGGGGACAAGGGGGGAGCACAGGCGGGUAGCCCCCAGGCAUGUGUGUCCUAGUGGUGAGACCUCAGACACAUCCUUCCUACUGUCAGGAGCGAAACAGAGAUGCUCACAUUAGAGGCGGGUACUCAGUCUUAGGGAGGGGAUCCUAGUCAUUGUAGUAAGACUAUAAAAAAGAAGGGACAUUUAAUGAACAGGAAAGGUCAAAACUGCCAUUACUUGUAGAUACAUGAUGGUCUACCUAGAAAAUCCAUGAAAAUCAA